Molecule: messenger RNA, 1364 nt
Organism: Vollenhovia emeryi
Lineage: Eukaryota; Metazoa; Arthropoda; Insecta; Hymenoptera; Formicidae
Exons: 2
Coding region: 46-1029 (327 amino acids)
Source: RefSeq, a predicted model, not a curated record
CCCUAUGGGAUCCCCGUUGUCGUCCCAAUCUUGGCUGACUUAGUAAUGGACGACUUGGAGACAUUUUGUUUGGAACAACUGGAGUUUGAAGUUAACACAUACUACAGAUACGUGGAUGAUGUGUUCACAAUAAUACUUAAUAACAAGAUAGACGACAUACUAAAAGUUUUUAACAGUUACCAUCCACGACUUAAAUUUACACACGAAAUAGAGAAAGACUGCAAAAUAAAUUUUCUGGACGUUUCUGUAAUUAGACGCAACAACACUUUAGUGACAAAUUGGUUCCGUAAAGUUACCUUCUCGGGAAGAUACAUUAACUAUUUCUCAAACCACCCACACAAAUAUAAGACUAAUAUUAUUAAUAACUUGACUGACCGAGCGGUCUUACUCUCUGACGACAGUUUCCAUGACGCAAAUUUAAAACUUGUAAAAGAAAUAUUGACUAAUAAUUGCUUCCCAACGCAUGUCAUAGACAAACAUAUAAAGUGCAGACUGAAACAAUUAAGAAACCAAAAGGAUAAUAAAACUAAAGAAACUCCGUUUGACCCCAGACAAGUUGUCACCAUACCUUACAUAAAAAACUUAAGCGAUAAUAUUAGUCGCACAUUUAAGAAGUGUGGCAUUCAGACAAUCUUCACUGUCCUAAAAAAACUUAAUAAUAUAAUAAAAAAGGGGAAAGACAGAUUACCCAACAAGAAACAAACUGAAUUGAUCUACAAAAUCAAUUGCGUUGAUUGUGAUGCGUGUUAUAUAGGACAAACUAAGCGACACCUUGAUACCCGAAUUAAAGAACACCUCAGCGACAUAAAGAAACAUGACAAUGACCACUCAGUGGUUAGCAAACACCGCACCACACUUGGACACGAAUUUCAGUGGUCCGACCCCCAGAUACUACAUAAAGAGAGAAAUUUAAGAAAAAGAGAGGUUGCUGAAAUGUUCUUUAUAAAAAGACACAGCUCUACGAUCAAUUACCAAAGGGAUACCGAAAGUUUGCCAGGGGUAUACGAAAAAAUCAUUGACAUCACCUAGGACACGAUUUAUAUGUUUACCUAUUUAUUUUUAAUCGGAGUGUUAUAUUUAUUAUAUUAUUUUGAAACGCGCUGAACUAUAGGUUCCUUGACAUAGCGACGACCUACUUAAUUUUAGUCGUAUUUCCACAGCGCCACGAUGACAAUUGCUCAGAGUGAGACAAGCUCCGCGCUUUACUAAUUUAAAUUGGUGCCCGAUGGCAUUUAACCACAUGCUAUGCGCCGUUUGAAUUGAUUGCACUUGAUAAGGGCCAAAACCCAUGGCCGAAACGUUGUGCGAAUAAAGGAGGUUUUCCUGUUGCCAGUGGUGUCGAUUAAAUCACCCUUCAAUAAAAU